This is a messenger RNA of Fusarium oxysporum Fo47, 1318 nucleotides long. RefSeq names its product PARP-type zinc finger-containing protein. The record is from RefSeq and is a predicted model, not a curated record. The transcript is spliced from 5 exons. Gene Ontology annotation, molecular function: zinc ion binding; DNA binding. Lineage: Eukaryota; Fungi; Ascomycota; Sordariomycetes; Hypocreales; Nectriaceae. The coding region runs from base 278 to 1318 and encodes 346 amino acids.
CUUCACUCACUCAUCUCACCUUAUCGCACUUUUUCUGCUUUGUUUUUAUUCACAGAGCAUCAGAAGGAGCUCAGGUAUAUAAUCUCUCGUUCCUUUUACGAAAAAGAGAUUUCUUCUAGCAUCAGUCUUUCCAACAGCCAUUUUCUUUUCCCCACUUCCUUGCGAACGCGCAACAAGCUAUCCAGAGCCAAAGCAUUACUUGCAUUCUUCGUCUUUCUCACUCUACCAAUCUAUUCGACGCUCGAAUUUUCGUAGCAUACCUUCUACUACCGCCAAGAUGGGUGAAUAUCGUAUUGGUAAGGCCCCAAAAAUAUCCCCGUUCCUCAUGAUCGCGUUACGAUGCAGCACCUCUGUUGUCUGCUCUGCUGAGCAGUUCGCUCACAUUGUAUUAGAGUUAUCCCCCAACAACCGCGCCACGUGCAAGGAUACUGAGUGCAAGAAGAACGGCGAGAAAGUCACCAAGGGCACUCUGCGUUUUGGUAGCUAUGUCGUCAUCAAAGAACAUGGGAGCUGGUCAUGGAAACAUUGGGGAUGUGUCUCUGGUCAACAGCUAGAGAAUGUCCGUGAACUGUGCCAGCAAGGUGAUGGCUCCUUCGAUUGUGACCUCAUCGACGGUUACGAUGAGCUUGGCGAACACCCUGACGUGCAAGAGAAGGUCCGCCGCUGUGUCAACCAGGGCUUCAUUGACCCUGAGGAUUUCAAAGGGGACCCAGAGAAGAACAAGCUUGGUGAGAAGGGCAUUCACUUGACUGAAGCACAGAAGAAGAAGAAGGCCGCCGCUGAGGCUGCCGCCACAGGAGAUGAAGAGAAGCCCAAGGCCAAAGGAAAGCGUGGACGCAAGAAGGCCGCCGAUGAUGAGGAGGAUGAGGACGAGCCGCAGCCCAAGAAGGCUCGAACAUCCAAGACUGUCAAGGCGGAUGAGGAGGAGGAGCCUGCUGCUAAGCCGGCCCGUGGCCGCAAAGCUGCAAAGGUCAAGGAUGAGAGCAAGGAUGAGACUGCUGCCUCUGCUCCUGCUCCUGCUCCUGCUCCUGCCAAGAGAGGACGCAGAGCUUCAGCUCAGAAAGCAAAGGACGAAUCCGAUGCUGAGGAGAAACCUGUUCCUGUCAAAAAGGGACGAAAGGCGGCCACUAAGAAGGUAAAGGAUGAAAGCGAUGAUGAAGUUCUCGCUCCUGCUCCUGCUCCUGCUAAGCGAGGGCGAAAGGCUGCUACCAAGAAGGCGGCUACCCCUGAGGAGGAAGAUGUUGCGGUUGAGGAAGAGGAGCAAGAGAAGACCGCGCCAAGGACCAGAGCUCGCCGCAGCCGUUCCAGCAAAGCUUGA